AUGGCACCUCUUAACUAUAGGAUCAGACUAACACUUUUAGUUUUCGUGAAUUUGGUGAUAACAAGUAACUGUGAUAACGUGAGUGAUGAAGACAGUGUAAAAAUUCGUUUCGACGACACCAGACUAGCGUAUGACGAAAUAGAUUUUAAUGCCAAUACAGACUCAAAAGAGUAUAACGUUACCAAAGAAGAAUCACACACCACAGAAGUAACUGCAGACGAAUCUGAAGAUAGGCGAUAUGAUACUGAAAGUGACGUGACAACACAAGAUGCGACAGAAACAAGUUACACAGUAGCUAUAGAGAACGAUGUUUAUAAUAACGGUGAAGAUGUUUACAAUCAAAACGGAUACAACCAGUCAGAACCACCACAGGCCACUACACCGCCCAUGGACGAGGGGUCUCAGAUGACCGAAGUGGACGAGGAUUACGAGAGCACUGGGCAAAGAAGUCCGAAGACUGAGACUGACAAGCAACCAGUAGAAAAUAGAAUCUUCGAGAAACCUCGUCCGAUUCCAGCACUAAGUAAGAGCUCAACCCUCAAGUCCUGGUUGGAAGACUCAUGGCUACGACCUCCAGCAGGGAUCCUGGUACCAUUGAGGCCUUUGGCACUGAACAGAGCUCUGGGGGUUUGGAAUGAUCUGGCCGGUGAAGGGUUGAAUGUGACUGACAUCGUCAUAGUUGGAUAUGAUUCUAAUGGUGUCAACUGGAGGUCUCGACACAACCUCCAACCCACGACCAGUGGUACGGGAGAGAAGACAGUAUCUGAUGCAUUGUCUAAGCUACUGUUAAAAUAUCAGGGUGUCUACACAGACUCAACUAAUGAUGGAACAAUGCGAGCUCUCGCUGCAGCUGCUAAAUUGGUGCCAUACGAUAGUGCGCUAUUCGUUGUCACUGAUAAGGGGGCUGGAGAUCCUCAGAGACUGCCAUUGGCGUUACGAGCUUUGGUUGAGAAGAGAUUGAAGGUCUACACAAUUUGGACUGAUCCAAACCAUCCAUCACCAGAAUCCGAAUUAGCUCUUCAGGACUUGAGAAAUGUAUCAUCUCACACUGAAGGCGAAGUUUUGCCAUAUUCUUUACAAAUCAUGGACGUGGACAGCUCUAGCAACCUUGCUUCAGAUUCAGUCGAGGAACUGCCCCAGUGGCAACCCUCUGCCGAACCUCGACGUGCGAGACUGAAUGAGCAGCCCGAUAUGGAUAUAUUUGAUACGCUACUGGUAAAAAGGGGCGCUGGAGAAGCUAUAACUCUUGGGAUUCCAGUCGAGAAUGGAGUGACAACUUUGAGGAUUUUAAUUGAAGGAGCUGUUGAUCAUGCUGUUAUAUAUCCUCCUAAUGAUGGACCCCAAAUUGACCUCUACAACCAGACAUCAGUGAAGAUGUUCUCUCCAGCAUCUGGAACUGGGAGCGUUACGCCACGGGAUGUAUUCCUUGUGUUUCCUGGGGCUACCCUGGACUUCGAAAUGCUCUCAGUUCUACCAGCGACAUUGGUCGACUCAUCGUUGGUGGGUAUGUGGCAUCUGAGCGUAAGAUGUGAAACCUGCGACUACCGUCUGACUGUCAGUGCGAGGACCGAUCUACAUUUUAAAGCUGACGUUGAACCUAGAGAUAUACUAAAGCUACGUGUGACAGGCACUGUAUCUAGCGUGCGCGAGUCAUCCCUUGUGGACGAGCAUGGAGUGGAACUUGCAAAACUAUCCUUUAGCUAUCAACCAAUGUCGGAAACCGACCGUGACAUGAAUGGAGCCAUGGCCAAUAUAUACGCUGACGUCCCAAUGCCUAGGGUCACCAGCUCUACUAUAUACGUGAAGAUCAUAGGAAGAGACACAAAAGGAGAACCAUUCGUCCGUUUAUCUAGACCCAUUAGCCAACAAUCCGAAGUUAGGAUGGGCAGAUCAGCAUCCAUCACUUUCCCGGAAACCAUCAACGACUUGGAGGAAAUUGAUGAGUUCAACCCUAGCUUAUAUAAUGAAAAGCUGCAAUAUAAUGAUAGCAAUUACUUGCCUUAUGGACAGGCUACUUCACAGCUUCUAAAUCAAAGGGGUGCGAUUCUAACAUCAGUUCAAAUCGGGCUAAGUACAAGGUUGUAUGGAGCUCCGGGAAGUCGCUUGCAGCUACAUUUCGAAGUUACAAACUUCAGAGAGCAGUCUGUUAGAUUUUUAUUCCAAGCUGUCGGCGAACUGAGAUUUUUAACCGGCAUUGACCCAACAUCACAAACGGUAGCAUCAGGACAGACAGCUACCGUCAUAGUUAGUUUGCUUAUCAAUCAAAAUGCACAGCCAGGGGCACGGGACCUGAUUACCUUUUCUGCCAUUGAUCAGUCUACACAGCAACGAGCAUCCAUGUCAGCGUACGUAUACGUUUUGAACCAAGGGGAGUCGAUUCAAGAUAACACCGCACCUAAUGUCAGACACAGUUUCUUGGGCUCUUGCAUUGGGAGGCAGGGAUCGGAUUGUGCGGAGCAUAUCUGGUCUGCGAAUUUCGUCGCCAGGGACACUGGAGGUCUCCUGCGCUUUGUAUCAGCACCAAUAGGCCUGGUAUACGAGACGAAUUUCAUAUCUGGCACGAGAGAGGAAGUUCAAGCAUCAUAUAGGGCAAAUUGUUGCAAUCCCAGAGUUACAGUGAUAGCAGUGGACGCAUUUGGGAAUACUAAUAGCUAUACGGUAGAUAUAACAAAUUAUAUAAAUGAAGCUGGGAUAGCCGCUAUAGUGCUGGGGGUUCUUCUAUUAAUAAUAAUCAUUAUUUUGACUAUUCUACUUAUAUAUUGGUGUGUGAAGCGCAGAAAGGAGUCUAGGGAACUACCUUCAUAUGGCUCUAGAAAUGUUAGU
Brenthis ino (lesser marbled fritillary) is the source of this 2823-nucleotide messenger RNA. Lineage: Eukaryota; Metazoa; Arthropoda; Insecta; Lepidoptera; Nymphalidae. The record is from the annotation of a GenBank genome assembly.